AGGUUCCAAGAUGGCGGCGGCGGCGGCGGCGGCUCCCCCAUCCCCUCCUCCUCCGCCUCCUCCUCCCCCUGCCGCCGCGCCGACGGAGGGCCCGUCCUGCCCCGGCUCGUGGCCCAACUUCGCCGUCGUGUGCUCCUUCCUGGAGAGAUACGGAGCCCUCCUCGACCUGCCCGAGCUGCCCUUCCCGGAGCUGGAGCGGGUCCUGCAGGCGCCGCAGGAGCCCGGCGAGCAGGUUCCCAGAGAGCUGGUAGAACUUCACUUGAAACUGAUGAGGAAGAUCGGAAAAUCCGUCACAGCAGAUCGCUGGGAAAAAUACUUGAUCAAGAUGUGUCAAGAAUUCAACAGCACCUGGGCAUGGGAAAUGGAGAAAAAAGGAUACUUUGAAAUGAGCAUGGAAUGCAAGUUGGGAAUAUUGAAGUACCUUUGUGAGUGCCAGUUUGAUGACAAUCUCAAAUUUAAGAAUAUCAUUAAUGAGGAAGAUGCAGAUGCUAUGCGCCUUCAGCCGAUUGGCAGAGACAAAGAUGGGCUGACCUACUGGUACCAGCUGGAUCAAGAUCAUAAUGUUAGGGUGUAUGUCGAAGAGCAAGAUGAUCAAGAUGGGUCUUCGUGGAAGUGCAUUGUCAGAAGCCGAAAUGAGCUGGCUGAAACUCUGGAACUCCUCAAAGCACAAAUUGAUCCCGAACUAUUAAAAAAACAGCAGCAGGAAAAUUCGUCACGGGAGAGCCCUAGUAUUGAAGGUGAAGAGGCCAAAAAGGGCGAAGAAACGUCAACCCAAGAAAGUGACUUGAAGGUCAAAGAAGAAAAAGAAGAGAUAAAAGAGGAGCUGCCAAAGCAGCUGGAAAGCCUUCCACCUCCAGCAGUUUCGGAAGAGGAAAACAAGAUAAAAUUAGAAAAAGUGCAAGAGAGAGAAAUCAUAAAGCUGCCAGUUAUAGUGAAGUUGGAUAAACCUUUGGAAAACAAUGGGGAAAUGCAGAUUACCAAAGAAGAAAGGGACUCUUUUAAAGAAAACGUUAAGCCCGUUAAAGUGGAGGUGAAGGAAAAUAAGCUAGAGCCAAAAGACUUGAAAGAUGUAAAUAGCAAUGCAGAGGCAACUGUUCACGAGCCCGAAAGGAUAGAGUUCUGUGUCAAUGUCAAGGCUCCCCAGGAAGUGGUGGAGCGAAGUGUGGAAGAAAGCGAGAAACUAAAAAAUGACCAGCAGGCAAAGAUUCCACUGAAAAAGCGAGAGAUUAAGCUGACUGAUGAUUAUGACAGCCCCUUAAAAGGGCCCUUGCGAAAAUGUAUUACCCCAACGAAGGAUGUCUUGAAGGAGGAAGGGAAACAAGAGGAAGAGACGUUUAAGAGAGUCCCUACAAUUACCGAUGGGAAAUGUCUUGUAAAUGGGGAGGUUAGUAGCGAGAAAAUCAUGCCAAAUAACAAGCUGGAACGUUCCCCAGGCACAAAGGAAGACGCCUCCAGCCUGCCUAAGGAGGAAAACGGUGUAAGCGGUGAGAAAAUACUGGAGACCGUUAGCACAAUAGUAAGAACAGCUGAUGUCGAAAGAAAUAUUUUGCGUACAGGGAAGGAGGUAGCUAGUGUGGUAGCUGAGGUUUCUUCUCAGAAAGUGCCUUUAAAGGAGGAGACCAGCCCGAAAGGAAAAGAAAACUUGCUUGACAGUAAGACUUCAGAGUCUGUCGUAGAAGCACCUUCAAAAACGGAUGAUUGUCUCAAGAAAUCAGUGGAACCUGUGAAAGCAAAAGACGGCCUGGCACCUCCCAAGGAAUGUCCAGAUAAAACCUUAACUGCAUCUUCCUCAAAGGAGCAGGUUACUCCAGCAGUUGAAGAGGAUCUGAAAAGUAAGGGUCAAGCCGGGGAGAAGGCAGAGUUGCUAAGAGCGGCUGUGACUCCACCGCCUGCUCCAGCCCUUCCCUCGGAGAAAUCAGUUGCUGAGAAGGAGGAAUCUGUCUCUAAAAGCACACUUCCUGAUAAAUGCAAAGUACAGGCAGGGGAGGAUUCUAAGCCGCAGAAGGACUCUGAAGCUGAAGGAAAAGAAACGCCCAAAUUAGGCAAUGCCCAAAGUUCUGCCGAGGAACCUCCUGAGACUAAAAAAGAGCCCGUGAAAAGCAAGUGUAAAUACAAGCUGAUUUCUGAAGAGGAAAGUUCUCUAGCGGAGAAUAGGGAAAUCACCUCCGAGAGGCAGAAAGAUGGGAUCAAGCUCACAAUCAGGAUCUCGAGUAGAAAGAAAACCGACCCUCCUCCCAAGACUCAGAAUGCAGCCUCUGAAAAGGAGGAGGAGGCGGCUGUUGGUGUCGGUCGCAUUUUAAGGAGGUCUCCCCGGAUAUCCAAGCCCACUCCCAAAAUAGCGGAGACCCGAGAUCAGAAGCCCGAGAAAAAGCGGAGUGAGGAGGAGGAAGAAAAACCAGCUGCGGUGCAAAAGCCGGAGAAGAAAGAGGACUCAAAAAAGCAAGAGAAGGAAAUAAAUUCUAAGGCUAGCAAGGCCUCACAGCGAAGCAAAGUUCGGUGGGCUGGUACUCGAACUCGUGGUAGGUGGAGAUAUUCGAGCAAUGAUGAGAGCGAAGAUUCAGAGAGUGAAGAAGACUCUGAGAAUCAGGAGGAAGAGGAGGAGGAAGAGGAAGAACCUGCGCCUGCUGAUGACGAUGAGCCGUGCAAGAAAUGCGGCCUCCCCAAUCACCCAGAGCUAAUUCUCUUGUGCGACUCUUGUGACAGCGGCUACCAUACGGCCUGCCUUCGACCCCCACUGAUGAUCAUUCCUGAUGGAGAAUGGUUCUGCCCACCUUGCCAACACAAAUUGCUCUGUGAGAAGUUGGAAGAACAACUGCAGGACCUGGAUGUUGUCCUGAAAAAGAAAGAGCGUGCAGAACGAAGGAAAGAGCGCCUUGUGUAUGUGGGCAUUAGUAUUGAGAAUAUCAUUCCUCCACGAGAGCCUGAAAUACCUGAAGUUGUCGAUGAAAAGAAGAAAGAUUCCAAAAAAUCAAAGGCGAAGCUGCUUGAAAGGAGGUCGACUAGGCAACGGAAGUGUAUCAGCUAUAGGUUUGAUGAGUUUGACGAAGCCAUUGACGAAGCCAUAGAGGAUGACAUAAAGGAGGCUGACGGAGGAGGUGGUGGAAGAGGGAAAGACAUGGCUAACAUCACGGGGCAUCGUGGCAAGGAUAUUUCCACCAUCCUGGAGGAGGAAAGGAAGGAAACCAAGCGACCUCCGAGGGCUGUCGCAGUUCGCCGGAAGAAACGGCGGCGACUGAACGACCUGGACAGUGACAGCAACCUGGAUGAAGAGGAAAGUGAGGAUGAGUUCAGAAUCAGUGACGGAUCUCAGGAUGAGUUCGUUGUCUCGGACGAGAACUUAGACGAAAGCGAAGAGGAUCAGCCAUCGAAUGACGACAGCGAUGCGGAGUUUUCGAAGCGCAGGCCCAGGCGGCACCACUCCAGGCCGAUGAGGCAAAGCAGGCGGCUACGGAGAAAAAUAGCCAAGAAAAGAUACUCUGAAGAUGACGAAGACGAAGAUGAGGACUCUGAGGAGAACGUAAGCGGCGAAUCUGAAACGGAGGCUUCUUCAGAAUACAGCGACGAAGACUACCUGGAAACGAGGCGAAGAAGAUCUCGGCGCAAUCAGAAGAGGCAAGUCAACUACAAAGAGGAUUCUGAAAGCGACGGCUCUCAGAAGACCUUCCGAUACGGGAAAGAGCUCAGAAGGAUCCACAAGCGCAGGCUUUCCAGCUCGGACAGCGAAGAGAGCUACGUGUCUAAGAACUCUGAAGACGAUAAACCCACCCAGGUGUCAAAGAGAUCCCUUCGGAAGCGCAGCCACAGCACGGACGAGUACUCGGAGGACGAGGACGGGGACAAGGAGGAGCGGCCCGUCCGGAAGCGGCUGAAUCGCAUCGAGACAGACGACGAUGACAACUGCAGCAGCGCCAGCGAGGAGGCAAGCAAGCCUGCGCCUGCCGCCAGGCCUUCGGCAACCCACGGCCCGCAAGACGUCACCAAGAAGCCCUACCGGAUAGAAAGCGACGACGAGGAUGACUUUGAGAACGUCGGGAAGGUCGAAAGCCCGUUGGACUACAGCCUGGUGGACUUGCCGUCCACCAACGGACAGAGUCCUGGGAAAGCCAUCGAGAACUUGAUUGGCAAGCCCAGCGAGAAAGCUCCCGCCCCCAAGGACAGCACAGCCAAUGCCAGCUUGGCACCCAACGGGACGAGUGGCGGCCAGGAGGCAGGAGGGCCAGAAGAAGACGAGGACGAACUUUUGCGAGUGACUGACCUUGUUGAUUACGUCUGUAACAGUGAACAGUUAUAAGACUUCCAUUUUUGUGCUAAUUUAUUCCACGGUAGCUCAUACCAGUGGGCCAGUUAUUAAAAGGUGUUUUAUUUUUCCUAGAAAACUCUCCACUACAGUAUCACUUUUUAGCAGUCAAAAAUUUCACCACUCCUGCAGUUCGGGGUUAUUUUUUCUCUCUCCAUCCCACCCCCUUCAACCCCCGGUGAAGUGACCAGUCGUCGUUUUCUCAGAACUCUCUCUCCCCCCUUUUUUUGUGGUGGAAAUGAUAAUUACUAAAAUUUCCCUAUUCUGAUUUGCUGCCUCCUCCACCUUUCACCCACUGCUGCAGUCCAGGUUAACUUCAUCCACAUGCAGACCUUGUAGUAAAUGAGAGAUUUGUAUAUUUUUGACUUUAUAUUUCCUGAGUGCACACAAAUUGGGGGGGACAGGGGGCAGGGAGGCUGAAAGAAAGCAUUCCAAGUUGGUCAGGGCCCAAAAUCUGAACUGUGGUGGGAUGGAGGGGGGGGGGAGCCGGGGGGCGAUGUCGGGGUACAGAAGCACUUGUACUCAAACUUUUUCAUAGGAGAUAUAUAUUCUAUUUAAAUGUUCACAACUUAGAUUACAAUUUAACAUGCAGUUUUAAGGGGGAGGGGGGAGAAAUCUUUACUGUUGCAUUUUGUGACUUGUGGGUUGACUUGCCAUAGUUCCUUUUAGUAAAUCACUUUCCCGAAAAGCAACCUUGGUUAGAGAGAGAGAGAGAGGAAGAAAAAGCUCUCACAUAAAAUCAUUUGAUUCAAAGCUUCCCCAGCCCAUCAUAAUUUUAACUUUUUAAAGUGUUUUGUACAGUAAAAAGUGUAAAGCUAUAUAACGAGCUUUUGACAAUUUGGAGCCAUGCUAGCAGCGAGUUGAUAACGAGGCUCUUCUUUUUAAUGCGUUAAAUCUGCCCGAUGGUCUCCGCAUAGGAUAACCUCUUGGGAGGAGAUGCAGUUUUUGCUGUGAACAGAUGACGGGGCUCCAGUAGAGAGAUAACUGGCUGCUUUUAAAAACCCUUUCUGUGCUCUUAGAAUCUACUUCAAAUUGAAGUUCGCAAAUGAAGCAGUUUUCCUUCUGGGAGGCUGUGUGUGUGUGUGUGUGUGUGUGUAUGUAAAAGAUUAAUUUUACUUAUCAGUCUGGAUGUUCUAGCAGAUUUUGACAGUAGUUACCUGGCCUAUAGGCUCCUUCGUGUUUUUAAUAUGCAUUUUAAUAGUUGCCGCGUGACCAACGGAUUUCUAAAGCAGGACAUUUCUGGGGGAAAUGCAUGACCCCCCCCCUUCCCUGCAAGAAACUCCUGCUGUUGGAACUUGGGCAACAUAACUCUGGGUGUGAGUGCCUGCUCUCUACUUCAAGAAAAAGUUUCUCUGCCCAUUUUAUAGCCAGUCAAACAAGAAUACGGCUGGCCAUGGUGUUUGCCACUUCAUUCUUUCAGAUGUGUGUCAGGCUCUGUUACUUUCUCUUGUCUUGUCUUGUCUUUUUCUUUCUACAUGAUUUUUCACACAGAUGGUUGGAAGAAUACUCUGCAGAGCUUUGAAAUCCAAAACGGCCAUUUUACUCUGGUUUUUUUUUUCCUCCUCCCCCUCAAAACAGGGUUUUGUACUUUAUUCUGGUGCUGGGUCCAUUGCUGGCAAUGGCUGCACCAGUCUUGCUGUGGGCAUUGAGCUCUUCUUCCCUUGAAAAAAAAUUUUUUUAGGCGUUCGUCUGUAGCUGAGCACUUCCGUGUUGUUUGUUUGUCUGUUCCAUUGUGAUUUUAACCAUGGCAUUAGGCCUGUAUAAAAUACCUCGCACGAAAACCUUGGCUUCCCCAAUUUUUUUUAAUGGCCUUUAAUUCAUCUUUGGUUCCCUCUUUUCUCUCCCCUCCCCCUGCUCCCGAUAUCCGCUCUCUGUACAUGGUAGCCACUCCACCCAUUGUAUUCUAGCAAUGUGCAUCUUCCACCUUUAGAAUUCUAGAGCCCUCGGACCUUAAAAGAAAAAUACUAGCUUCCCCAAGCGGUGUUUUAUGUAGUUAACAAAGCGAAGCCUCCCAGGUUGUAUCGCAUUACUUUGUUAGCAGCCAUCUAUUUGAAUAAGAGAAUAAAGUUUAAAAGCCGCACAAA
This is a messenger RNA of Podarcis muralis (Common wall lizard), 6381 nucleotides long. The record is from RefSeq and is a predicted model, not a curated record. NCBI's taxonomy places the organism in Eukaryota, Metazoa, Chordata, Lepidosauria, Squamata, Lacertidae.